AGUGUAGUUGUUUUGUGUGUAAAAUUGUAAUCGUAUCAUCGUCUUCUUCGUCGCGAGAGUUUCAGUUUCAGUCUCAGCCACAAAGUAAACUCCACUGUCGUCUUCCGUAGUGAUGCUUCUUUCUGCAAUCGCUUCUCAGACCCUUCUCUCAUCAAACCCUAAUCUACACUUUUCCAAUUCUAUUCCAAACCCUAGACCUUCUAAUUCCUCCCUUAAGCUCCUCAAUGCCUCUUCCUCUUCUUCGUCCUCGUCCUCGUCUUCUAUAUUUACACGCGGUCUCCGUUACGUGAACCACACUGUAUCCAAUGAAGAAUCAGAACCCGGAGGAGGAGAGACCAUGGUGGCUUCUGCUUCUGCAAUUGCUUCCGCGAUUCGUGGAGCUUCAACGACUCCUGUAGAGUUCACACAGAUGAUUGAGAAAGACCAUCUCAAGACGAAGAUUAUCUUGCCAAGUCCUGAUUUUCAACGUCUUUGUCUCGAGCAAUUAGAUCUCUUUCGUCAAAUCGUUGAUCCAAACGCAGUCCUCUCGAUAUAUGUAAGACCAGCUGGUAGCUAUGUGAUGGAUCGAUUAGAGCUGCGUCGUGUCACUUGUUAUCCAAGUGUUAAUGCUGGAGACGUUGUGAUCUUAGUUGGAAACUUUGGUAUCCCCGCGGGUCUACGAGCAGCUGAAGCAUCACUUUCUAGUCAACAAGUAGAACUUGUGAAUAAACAUAGAGCUGCUGUGUUUCCAAUGGUGAAACAUCCGUUUGUUGUCGGUUUCUUGGUUGCUGAGUUACCGGAAGCUUAUGCUUUGCCUGCUUCAGCUAAUACAAAAUCACCUAAAGUUAAACGUCCUUCUGUUAAAGUUUUCACUGCAGAGCAGAGAUCUUAUGCUAUUAAUAUUUCGCGGACUCUUGCUAUGGCGUAUGUCAUGGAUCAGAAAACGAUGUUACUUCAACAGUCGUCUUGGCAAAACAAUGUGAGGAUGAGUAAGCUAGUGGAGCAGAUCCGUGGUCCGCUCUCUACCAUGAGGACUUUAAGUAAAAUGCUUUCAACUCACACUAAGAGAAAUCAGAUUUCACAUGAUAUUGUCGAAGACUUAAUAGUUCAAGGCGAUCAAAUAAAAGAUACCCUUGAAGAACUUCAGGAUGCAGUUCACUUGACAAAGGCUAAUAUAGUCCGCCAUAAUGAAGAAGCCCUAAAGAAGAUAAACAAAACACAUAAUGAAACAAGGAGAUCAAACUAUGAACAUAAGGACCCCAUUGAUGGGUCAAAAAUCCCAAGUACACCCCUUUCCUUGGGUUCUGGAUCAGAUGAUUCAGAAAUGCCUAUGCCACCUCUGGCCCUGGCACCCUUACAAACACACAACAUAAGACCAUGCGACAUUUCUAGUGUGCUAUUAGAUAUGGUCGAGACUGUGAGACCACUUGCCCUUACUCAGCAAAGAGUGGUGGAGCUAGGUGAGAACUCAGCUUCCCUGCAAGUUGCUGUUGAAGAACCGGCUUUGAGGCAGGCUCUGAGCAACCUCAUUGAAGGUGCACUGUUGCGCACUCAUGUUGGGGGAAAAGUUGAAAUUUUAUCGACCAGAGCUCCUGCUGGCGGUAGUCUGGUAGUAAUUGAUGACGAUGGUCCUGAUAUGCGCUAUAUGACGCAAAUGCAUUCGCUAACACCAUUUGGAGCAGAACUCCUGUCGGAAAACAUGGUUGAAGACAAUAUGACAUGGAACUUUGUGGCUGGUUUAACCGUAGCCCGAGAGAUCCUGGAGAGUUACGGAUGUGUGAUCAGGGUUAUAUCACCUCGCACCUCCGAUGCAGCCUUAGGAGCUGGCGGUACUCGUGUAGAGAUCUGGCUCCCUCCCUUCCCUGCAGCAGUAUCAGAAGCCAAUGAAGCAUAGGUUUCAUUUUUCUCUCUUUGUGAAUCUUUUAGUCUUGAGUCCGAUUUGUGGUGAAGCCAAUGUAUAGUCUAUUUUGUGAUUUGUUGAUCAAUGUGUAAUAACAACAUAAUAUGUACAUAACCCAAAGAGUUCAUGUCUACAUAGGUGGACUAUGUAACGUAAAUAUAUAGUUGUAUUCUUA
This is a messenger RNA of Arabidopsis arenosa, 2054 nucleotides long. NCBI's taxonomy places the organism in Eukaryota, Viridiplantae, Streptophyta, Magnoliopsida, Brassicales, Brassicaceae. The record is from the annotation of a GenBank genome assembly.